CCCCUUUCUCCCCUCACAUCCACGAGACUUCCCUCCUCCCCCGCGGGACGGACACCGGGUUCAACCGCUCGGCGGCCCCGCCUCGUCUGUGAUCUCAGUAGGGGGAGAAAGAGAGGCGGAAAGAAGCCUCCUCCCGGCCGGGCAAAGCCCAACCCGAGCCCUGCCUGGGGCCUGGUAGCUUCGCUUCGCCUUGCGCCUCCCCCGCCCGCCCGCCCGCCUCCCUCACACGCUCCGCUUUCUUUUUCCUCCUCACAGGCACUUCCUGCGCGGGGCCGGGCCGGGCCCAGUCGGGUGGAGAGGGGGAGACUGCUGCUGCUGCUGCCGCCUCGGCGGAGUUAAAAAGGGAAGGACUUUGGAAAAACGCCCUCUCGUUUCUCUCAUACAGCUUCGGAGCGUCUCUAUUUGCACUUCCUUCUUGUAAAACAAAGCUCUUAAGUUCCACUUUCACUUAGUUGCCAAAAGAUAUAAUGGACUAAUUCAACAGAUGACAGCAUUACAAGAUUGAGCAUGAUCUUUAAGGUUCCCCGGCUUAAUAUGUACAUCUGACUGGCACAUGGAGGUUGAUUUCCUCCAAGAAGAAUUGCUGUGAAGAGUUUCCUGGAAUUGUAUGUUGUGAAGAAUUUUGUAUGUGAAGAAGACAGACCCGACCAUGUAUAACAUGACUUAGCCCCCUCCCCAACAUGACCUCUAAGUUUGCUGCUUCUCAAUAGGCAUUUUUUCCUUAAAGUGAUCAGUGUUGUACACAUGCUUUGAUCCAUUUCUGAUGAAUGUUUUAGCCAUGAGUUUACAUCGGCAAAUGGGAUCUGAUAGAGACUUGCAAUCUUCUGCCUCCUCUGUAAGCUUGCCUUCAAUUAAAAAGGCACCAAAGAAAAGAAGGAUUUCACUGGGGUCUCUCUUUCGAAGAAAAAGGGAUACAAAACGCAAGUCCAGAGAUAUAAACGGAGGUGUGGAUGGCAUUGCAAGUAUUGAAAGCAUACAUUCGGAAAUGUGUAUGGACAAGAACUCUAUUUUCUCUGCCUAUAUGUCUUCUGACAAUGGAACAACCAUCAUCAGCAAACAGAGCGGAGACUUCAUGGAGUGUCCCUUGUGCCUUUUGCGACACUCCAAGGAGAGGUUUCCGGAAAUAAUGACUUGUCACCAUAGAUCUUGUGUGGAUUGCUUACGUCAGUAUCUCCGGAUAGAAAUCUCUGAGAGCAGAGUUAAUAUCAGCUGUCCAGAGUGCUCUGAGCGAUUCAAUCCCCAUGAUAUUCGAUUGAUAUUAAAUGAUGACAUAUUGAUGGAAAAAUAUGAAGAAUUUAUGCUUAGAAGAUGGCUUGUGGCAGACCCUGAUUGUAGGUGGUGUCCUGCUCCUGAUUGUGGGUAUGCUGUAAUCGCUUUUGGCUGUGCAAGCUGUCCUAAACUUACAUGUGGACGUGAAGGCUGUGGAACUGAAUUUUGCUAUCAUUGUAAACAAAUUUGGCAUCCCAACCAGACUUGUGAUGCUGCUCGCCAGGAGAGAGCCCAGAGUCUACGCUUGCGAACAAUUCGUUCUUCGUCCAUUAGCUACAGCCAGGAGUCUGGAGCAGCAGCUGAUGACAUAAAGCCAUGCCCACGCUGUGCUGCUUAUAUAAUAAAGAUGAAUGAUGGAAGCUGCAAUCAUAUGACAUGCGCGGUCUGUGGAUGUGAAUUCUGUUGGCUAUGCAUGAAGGAGAUUUCAGACUUGCAUUAUUUAAGUCCAUCAGGUUGUACAUUCUGGGGGAAAAAACCAUGGAGUCGGAAGAAGAAAAUACUGUGGCAACUAGGGACGCUUGUGGGGGCACCUGUGGGAAUCGCCUUAAUAGCAGGCAUUGCUAUUCCAGCUAUGAUUAUUGGAAUACCUGUAUAUGUGGGACGUAAGAUUCACAAUCGCUAUGAAGGUAAAGACAUUUCAAAGCACAAGAGGAACUUGGCCAUUGCAGGUGGCGUAACCUUGUCCGUAAUUGUUUCACCGGUUGUAGCUGCAGUAACUGUUGGAAUUGGUGUCCCGAUUAUGUUGGCCUAUGUGUAUGGAGUAGUUCCUAUCUCUCUCUGCCGAAGCGGAGGUUGCGGGGUAUCGGCUGGCAAUGGAAAGGGUGUCAGAAUAGAAUUUGAUGAUGAAAAUGAUAUAACUGUUGGUGGAACAAAUGCAGCAGUAGAUACCACAUCAGUAGCAGAGGCACGUAAUAACCCCAGCAUAGGGGAAGAAAGUGUUGGAGGAUUGACUGGAAGCCUGAGUGCAAGUGGCAGCCAUAUGGACAGAAUGGGAGCAAUUCGAGACAAUCUGAGCGAAACUGCCAGCACUAUGGCCCUGGCUGGAGCUAGUAUAACAGGGAGUCUGUCGGGAAGUGCAAUGGUCAACUGCUUUAACAGGUUGGAAGUUCAAGCGGACGUGCAGAAGGAAAGGUGCAGUUUGAGUGGAGAGUCGGGCACCGUUAGUUUAGGAACAGUUAGUGACAAUGCCAGCACCAAAGCGAUGGCUGGAUCCAUUUUAAAUUCAUAUAUCCCGUUGGACAGAGAUAGCAGCAGUAUGGAGGUGCAAGUAGACAUUGAAUCAAAGCCCACAAAAUUCAGACACAACAGUGGCAGCAGUAGUGUUGACGAUGGUAGUUCUGCAGGUCAAAGUAACGCUGGUUGUUCGGCAGCCUGCUUGUCAGAAAACAAAUCUAGUGCCACCAAGUGGUCCAAAGAUGCAUCGGCAGGGAAAAAAUGCAAAGGUAAACUAAGAAAAAAGAGUAGCAUGAAGAUAAAUGAGACCAGAGAGGACAUGGAUGCUCAGUUAUUAGAGCAACAAAGCACAAACUCCAGUGAAUUUGACUCUCCCUCUCUCAGUGACAGUAUCCCAUCUGUAGCUGAUUCCCACUCAAGUCAUUUUUCUGAGUUUAGUUGCUCUGAUAUGGAGAGUAUGAAAACCUCAUGUAGCCAUGGUUCCAGCGAUUAUCAUACCCGGUUUACCACGGUUAACAUUCUCCCAGAGGUAGAAAAUGACCGUUUAGAAAACUCUCCACACCAAAGUGGCAAUUCGUUGCUGAUUCCAGCUGCUCCAAACUCAGAGGCUCCACAGCUGAGUUACAUUGCUGAAGAAUGUGUUUAUAAUGGGACCUCAAGUGUUGCAGAUAUGGGUACUGGUGAAACACUGAAAGAAGCAAACAACAACCAUUCACAGUACGCUGUGGAGUUAAAUGCUGCAAUUCAGACUGAGAUUUAAACCUGUAAGUGCUGCAGAAAUGUAUUUACCACUAAAGAGCCCUUUUCUGUUAGCUGGUCAGGUAACUUUCAGCGGCCAUCAGAAGCAAAGCUUCAAUGCAAUUUACAUUUUAUAUAUCUCUAUUAAGGCAGAAUGCUUUGCGUGGAACUCUGUUGCAGAACUAUGUGAAGUGACAUGAAGGUGUAAACAAGUGCAUUACAACGAAAUGAAUAUGUUGAUGUUUUGUAUUAUUGCCAUAACUUUGCUGAAGGUCUGCAUUUGGGCAGGGGCAAAAGCUGACUCGUGUCAAUUGCAGAAGUGACCACUUCUUAAUAGAUAUCAUGAAAUAACUCAGUAAGUGGUUUCAGGCCCCCAGCAGUAACUUAACUUCAAGCUCUGGUGAAUAGCACCUAGCAAAAAUAAGUUGCAUUAACCAUACCAAAUAUUUCAGUGCUGUUAAUAUUGUCUGGGACAGAAUGUAAUCUGUUCUAGGCAAUGCUGAGACACACAACGUUCCUUGACCAAGGUUAUGGCAUUUAAUAUAACUUUUAAGUAUGAAAAACUGGUACUUGAUAUAUGAUAGGUAGCAAGGUGACGUCUCCUUAUCAAGCAAGUGGGGGUAAUUUAAUUAUAUUUGCAACUGACAGCAGAAGGUAAGGUUAUGAUAUGCUGUAUAAAAGUUUUUGUAAAAUUUAAGAUCAUUUUAAUUUGUAAUCCAUUAUAGUGAAGCUGAUAUAGUCGCCUUUCACCCAGGGGACUUCAGUUAUGCUGUUUAAUUCUUGGUGCCUUUGGAAAAGACUGGGGGUUUAAGUGCCUGGUCUGUUGAUGCUUUCACUGUACAGUUUUCCAGAAUGUUUUCUCUUGCCACCUUUUUGGAAGCUAAAGGAAAACUUCAGAAAAUCAACUGACUGUGGUAGAUUAAUGGGUAUCAUAAUACUGAAGUAUUAGCCUACCAAAGACUCACUCAGGCUUUUAGUGGAUAACUUUUCUGACAACCCUUUUGCGAGACACAUGCACAGAAAUAAAGCACAGUGCAGAGCUUGCACAUAUAGAAAAUUUGGGCUUCAAAUUUGGCUGGCUUUUGGGGCUUUCCCACAUUAUCCUCCUUAUGGAAGAUAUUCAGCUAAACAUAAGCUGAAGCUAGCUCAGGCGUCUGCACUGUUAGAUGUUUGCUACACAAUCCAUAAUGAUAUGUGCCCUCUGCCCCUCCCCCAAAAGAAAAAAAAAGAUUAUCCUUGGCAUAAUAGCCUCCAAUUUUUGUUCUGUGUUUUUUGUAAGUAUUGCCAUUAUGGUGCUACUGAAAGUUUGGUUGUAUGAGAAGACGGCUGCUGUGAGCUGCAGCCCUCUUCCAUGACUUCCCUUCACCAGUUUCUUUAAUCGGCUUAUAACACUAGUGCCAGAUACGUCAUUUGGUAACGCUUGUUACAAUAUUUGUAUAUUUGCUCUUUUCUUUUGCUCAAUGAUGUGUGUAAACUGCAUACCUGAAAUAAAUGUCUGAGUACUA
Podarcis raffonei (Aeolian wall lizard) is the source of this 4685-nucleotide messenger RNA. RefSeq names its product ring finger protein 19A, RBR E3 ubiquitin protein ligase (gene RNF19A). The coding region runs from base 764 to 3202 and encodes 812 amino acids. Lineage: Eukaryota; Metazoa; Chordata; Lepidosauria; Squamata; Lacertidae. The transcript is spliced from 12 exons. Gene Ontology annotation, biological process: ubiquitin-dependent protein catabolic process; positive regulation of proteasomal ubiquitin-dependent protein catabolic process; protein polyubiquitination. Gene Ontology annotation, molecular function: ubiquitin conjugating enzyme binding; ubiquitin protein ligase activity; zinc ion binding. The record is from RefSeq and is a predicted model, not a curated record. Gene Ontology annotation, cellular component: ubiquitin ligase complex; cytoplasm.